Molecule: messenger RNA, 969 nt
Organism: Coffea arabica (coffee)
Lineage: Eukaryota; Viridiplantae; Streptophyta; Magnoliopsida; Gentianales; Rubiaceae
Product: photosynthetic NDH subunit of lumenal location 3, chloroplastic
Biological process (GO): photosynthetic electron transport chain; photosynthesis
Cellular component (GO): chloroplast; photosystem II oxygen evolving complex; photosystem II
Molecular function (GO): calcium ion binding
Source: RefSeq, a predicted model, not a curated record
GGUGGACAGAAAUAACCAGCACACUUGUGAAACGAUAAACUGACGAUAAAGCCAUUACCAAGCACCAACUGCAUCAGGCUUAUAGUUUCCUACGCUCGAAUGCCCGCAAUGGCCCGUGCAACAAAUUUGAGCGGCAUCUUUGAAGCCUUCUCGAUCAUCCCAAAGCUUCAUGAGGUCGAGAACAUCCGAAAGAAAGCAACGGAUGUUAACUUUCUCAGCAAGAGGACAGAUGAACUUCAAGAAGACACGUUGCAGACUACAAGAAGAUUAGCCUUAGGCCUCGCGUCUCUUGCAAUUUUCAGCACUUCAAGAGCUGCUGGGAUCUCCCUUGCUGAGGAUAACGGUUAUUGGCUUACUGGCCCUAUUCCUGUACCUUCAGCCAAGAACAAGAUUACGAAUGAAGAUACGGGGACUCGUUCUUUCCUGAAGAGAGGAAUCUAUAUUGCAAAUAUUGGAACAAAAGGGAGGAUGCAUAGGCUAAAAAAAUAUGCCUUCGAUCUUCUGGCGCUGGAGGAUUUAAUAGGACCUGAUACAUUUAAUUACGUACUGAAGUAUCUGCGCCUUAAGUCUACAUUCAUGUACUUUGAUUUUGAUGAAGUAAUCACGGCAGCUGCUGAUGGUGAAAAGCAACCUCUCACUGACCUUGCCAAUCGGCUUUUUGACAGUGUUGAAAAGCUUGAAGAUGCUGCCAAAAAUCAGAAUCUUCCUCGAACGCAAUCGCUUUAUCAAGAUACUACUGUUAUUCUUCAAGAAGUCAUGAACCGGAUGAUGGCCUAAUCUGCAAGUUUUUCACUACGAUGAUAUGAAGGCCCCUAACCUAAUGUGAGCGAUGAUGAGUAAAGAGAAGGAACAGAAGAUAAGAAGUUUUUCACAACUUUACAGGUAGUUCUGUUUGUUAAUACUAAAUUUGUUACAUUUUAAUAUAUAUCAUAUUAAGUGAUAAAUUGUCGCUUAAUUUUUUUUUAAACA